This is a messenger RNA of Nerophis lumbriciformis (worm pipefish), 972 nucleotides long. The record is from RefSeq and is a predicted model, not a curated record. Lineage: Eukaryota; Metazoa; Chordata; Actinopteri; Syngnathiformes; Syngnathidae.
AUGGAGAGUAAAUACAACCUCAAGAGUCCUGCGGUGAAGAGGUUGAUGAAAGAGGCUGCAGAAUUGAGAGAUCCCACAGAACACUACCAUGCCCAGCCACUGGAAGAUAACCUGUUUGAAUGGCACUUCUCGGUCCGAGGACCACCAGAUUCCGAUUUUGAUGGUGGGAUUUACCAUGGCAGGAUUCUUCUACCCCCAGAGUAUCCGAUGAAGCCUCCCAGCAUUAUUCUCCUCACACCAAAUGGAAGAUUCGAAGUUGGGAAGAAGAUCUGUCUGAGUAUAUCGGGUCACCAUCCAGAGACAUGGCAGCCUUCAUGGAGCAUACGAACUGCUCUAAUUGCCAUAAUUGGAUUUAUGCCAACAAAAGGAGAGGGUGCGAUAGGAUCUCUUGAUUAUACUCCAGAAGAGCGAAGGGUACUUGCCAAAAAGUCUCAGGAUUUUUGCUGUGAGACGUGUAACUGUUCAUUGAGCUCAACACUCCUGCCUCUCAACCCCAACAGUGACAUCAGCCUAGAGGACCAAAUGGCAAAUGAGCUAGCUCACCAAAUUAACUUCAAGACAGAGUCAAAUUUAUCAAGUAAAAUGGCAAGUGAGGGUGAAGAUGCCGGCGCUGAGGUUUCCGAUCUUACCCCGGAACAAAGUGUCUCUAAUUCUUCAAGCCGCGAAGCUGUUGAGAGCUCUCUGACGGAGCAGGUAGGUACAGAAACUUCGACAGCCACCGGAGCGGAUAGGGAGCGGUCUUCAAACGACGAUCGUCCUCACAGCCCCACGCGGCGUCGUGCCAUACUUCACCAAAGAGACAAUAACCAAGCUCCGAACAGGCCACGCUUGAUCGCAGAGGUUCACCAGCCCCAAAACGACGGCCACACGGGCUCGGCCGUGCUCAUAGUGGUGCUCACUUUGGCGCUGGCUGCGCUUAUUUUCCGUCGGAUCUUUCUGGCUCAUGACUACAAGUUUGAGUAUGAACUGUAA